AGCAGAAGUUCGCUGUCAAAGCGCCGGGAUUCGAGCUCAGUACCGUGGUGCAGGCACUUAUUACAAAGCAGAGCCGGGUUUUUUUUUUGGUGCAGUUGGUGUAUUUGCUUGUGUUGUUUGACCUACAAUAAGACUAUGAGUUGUUCCACUCCCGACCAGAGACUGGAGCAUCUCCUGAGCGCAGUGGAGAACGAGUUUCACAAAGGGACUGAGAAAGGAGACACGUCCGAGAGGGACAUUAAACUCACCCUGGAGGAUGCAGAGCUGUGGAGCAAAUUUAAAGAGUUAACUAAUGAAAUGAUUGUCACAAAAACUGGAAGACGGAUGUUCCCUGUUCUGAGGGCUAGUGUUAGUGGCCUGGACCCCAACGCUAUGUAUUCGGUGCUGCUGGACUUUGUGGCUGCAGAUAAUAAUCGCUGGAAGUACGUUAAUGGAGAGUGGGUACCGGGUGGAAAGCCUGAGCCUCAGAGCCCCAGCUGUGUGUACAUCCACCCAGAUUCACCCAACUUUGGAGCCCACUGGAUGAAAGCACCUGUCUCCUUCAGCAAAGUCAAACUGUCCAACAAACUCAACGGAGGAGGACAGAUCAUGUUGAACUCUCUGCACAAGUAUGAGCCGAGGAUCCACAUCGUGAAGGUGGGCGGCAUCCAGAAAAUGAUCAGCAGCCAGUCUUUCCCAGAGACUCAGUUCAUAGCAGUGACUGCCUACCAAAAUGAAGAGAUUACAGCACUGAAGAUAAAACACAACCCGUUUGCUAAGGCCUUCCUGGAUGCUAAAGAGAGGAGUGACCACCGGGAGGCCCAAGAUCAAAGCAGUGACAAUCAGCAGUCUGGCUACUCACAGAUUGGUGGCUGGUUUUUGCCCAGUAAUGGCCCUAUCUGUCCCAGCAAUAGCCCACCACAGUUCACUCAGUCGCCAGGUCACUCCUCCAGCUCUUAUUGCGAGCGCUAUUCCAGCCUGCGGAGCCACCGAGCAUCUCCUUACCCAAGCCACUACACUCAUCGCAGCACUAACAAUAACAAUUACAUGGACAGCUCUUCAGGGAGUAUUCCAGCCCAUGAUAAUUGGUCAACCUUGCAAAUCCCUAAUUCUAGUGGAAUGGGCACGCUCGCUCAUACCACCAACACCACCUCCAACACAAGCCAGUACCCCAGCUUAUGGUCUGUGGCAGGGACAGCCCUCACACCUUCUGGCUCGGCCUCAGGCUCCAUUGCUGGUGGUCUGACCUCUCAGUUCCUGCGAGGUUCCUCCGUGUCUUAUUCAGGUCUGACCUCCUCUCUACCUGUCUCUUCUCCAUCGUCCAUGUACGAUCCAAGCAUGACUGAGGCGGGAGUGGCCGAUGCCCAGUUUGAGACCUCCAUUGCCAGACUUACAGCUUCCUGGGCACCUGUAGCACAGAGCUACUGAGAACUGACUGGGGCUCAAGAGAUUUGCUCUUGAUGUUCUAGAGAUAGGAUAAUCAGCCUGGAUCGGAGAUUAAGAUCUCUGAAUGGUGAUCAAUGGGUUGUUCUAAUGCAUGUUAGAAGAUCCAUAAGAGAGAUGUUUUGCAGUUUGGGGAAAUUCCUUUCUCAUUUUAGAAAGCUAAAAUAAACACAUGACCCAUAUAUAUUGUUCUUGAAAACGGUAAUUAUUUUAUAGAGAUAAUAGAAACUUUACUGUCAUUUGGGACCAACAAUGGAGCUCCUGGAACUAUAAGAUAUUAAUAAGACCAAAUGUUGUUGACUGAAUAAAUGUAAAUGUCUGUAAAUAAAUGUAAGUUAAUGUCAAUGAUCAUGGUUGGUCAUAUAGAAAAUCUAAAAUAUUCAGAAAGUGUUGAUGU
Messenger RNA from Tachysurus vachellii, 1819 nucleotides. RefSeq names its product T-box transcription factor Ta (gene tbxta). The transcript is spliced from 8 exons. Gene Ontology annotation, biological process: positive regulation of DNA-templated transcription; regulation of transcription by RNA polymerase II; mesoderm formation. NCBI's taxonomy places the organism in Eukaryota, Metazoa, Chordata, Actinopteri, Siluriformes, Bagridae. Gene Ontology annotation, molecular function: DNA-binding transcription factor activity, RNA polymerase II-specific; RNA polymerase II cis-regulatory region sequence-specific DNA binding. Bases 136 to 1407 code for a protein of 423 amino acids. The record is from RefSeq and is a predicted model, not a curated record. Gene Ontology annotation, cellular component: nucleus.